Microplitis demolitor is the source of this 1492-nucleotide messenger RNA. RefSeq lists its product as uncharacterized. The coding region runs from base 476 to 1492 and encodes 338 amino acids. The record is from RefSeq and is a predicted model, not a curated record. The transcript is spliced from 4 exons. NCBI's taxonomy places the organism in Eukaryota, Metazoa, Arthropoda, Insecta, Hymenoptera, Braconidae.
CCACUAUUCUGUACACCGGGACAAUUUCUUGCUCUACUUAUACUAUAUCAAGUAUAAAGUUAUUCGAUCUUCGCAUCCAACGAGAGAAAAAUAAUUUCUUGAUUUCAAAAUUGGAGGCUAAGUACAUCACAGAUCUGAUCGGAUUUAAUUAUAUGACUAGAGUCAAAAAAAUAAUUUUACAACAAAACAAUAAUCUAAUAAAUUUUAUCAUGUUAUCAACAUAUUUAUCUAUCAGCUGUAUUAACAUGACCAUGCAAUGGAAAAAAUGUUUCCUUUAUCUAUGAAGUAAUAGCAACUGUGCGUAUUAUCACUCAGUCAAUUCAAACGAUAAAGUGAAAAAAUGACGAAAAGUAACGAACUGACUGAAAGAAAUAACUAGCCUGUUUAUGAAGAAAUCGGAAAUAACCUAAACCCAUAAGUGUGAAUAGAAAGCGAAUAGAUUCAAUUGAUUAUUAUAAUCUGUUCGAGUUAAAAAAUGUCAGAAAUGGAACUUCAAUCGGUUUCACCCGAACCUUCGCAACCAGUAACGACUCUAACUAUUCAACCAUCAGCGUAUCGUAUACUACGUUCACCAAGUCACGAAAGUGUCACAACCGAUUUAUCACUCUUCAGCGUUUCGUCGAUAGCAAGUAAUAUUAAAAGUAGUAAUCGAAUAAUUGCUAUGAAAUCAUUUAGUGAUAAACAUCUGUCUGGUCGCGAAUCAUCACCAAAUCCCAAUGUUCGUGGCAGCGAAAAUAACAGGCCAGCAGACAUUCCUGAAAUUUUAUGGUUUGAAGAAGAAACCGAAUUAAUACGUAGUUGUGCUGCGCUUUCAUCAGCUCUUGGCCUCUCAAAGAGUUUUAGUGCCAGUGACGUAACACAGUUACCCAGUCUAGAAGCAUCUUGCCCACAGGUAUUACGGCCUGCGGUUUCAGCUCUUGCUUUAAAUUCUGCGCAUUGCGACAAAUUUUUUAUAGAGCAGGCUCAUAUUGAUCAUGCAUCGAGAUCUUGUAGCACUUGGGUAGCCGUUGGUGAUAUUGCCAGUACAUCACAAUUACCGAGUCCACAUGGAGGCACCUCUCAACAAAUAUCAACAUCACUACAUCCGCAACCUAUACCUUUUACAGCUGCUGAUCUUGUGAGGUCUGUUAAUAAAAAAGUUCGUCAAAAUUAUAUCCGACGGAGACUAUUAACAACUUAUCGUGCUCUUGAACGACUUUCACAGAGUGAAUUCAAUUUAGACAGACUAGAAGCAGCUGCGUCGGCUGCACGAACCACGUCAGGUGUAACUCUCGUAGUACCUUCGACUAGUUUAAACAAAGAUAAGUCAACAAUAGUCAAUCGUAAGACUAGUGAUUAUCCACUUACAGUGAGUGACGUUGAACGUGAACGUGGUAAGCAAUUGACAAAAUAUGAAAGAAAUAUGAUGAUAUUCAAUUGGUUACACAACCUAAAUGACGAUCAGGAUGAAAACCUAUCAACCGAAAAUGAAAUCAAAGUUCUGAAUGAUUAG